ACCCCGCAACUACACAUCACAAGUGGUAAUUUGUGCGCGCAACCUACAUACUCGAAUCGGAAGCAAGCCCUGCAAACCUGCAAAUCCUUUUUAUCACACUUCAGUAAAAUGGCAAAGAAGGGUGGCGCUGGUGGCGGCGAGACGUCGAAGAAGGCGCAAGGUCAAGCGCGCAAAGCCGACGCCGCUGCAUCCAAGCAGGCGGCAAAGAAUCAACAAGUAGAAAAGGCAGAGGCAGAGGAGUGGAACAAGGGUGCCAAGUCAAAUGCAAAGGCCGAGGCAGCAGCGGAAAAGGCCGCAGAGGCAGCCCGUAAGAAGGCCGAGAAGGAGGCACUUCUCCGCGAAGAAGAAGCAUCCUUACCCUCAAAGCCCAAAGGCAAGGCACCCAAAGCCGAGAAGAAGUCCCGCGGAAUCGACUCGGCACUUGGAUCCUUUGACUCCAAGCCCGGCGCCCUCAACGCCACUGGUAUCGACAACGCGCUCGAUGCUCUAGAUAUUACGGGCAACAGUCAGGACAAGGUCGACCGACAUCCUGAGAGGAGGUUCAAGGCCGCCUACGCGGCAUUCGAAGAGCGGAGACUGGAGGAGAUGAAGGACGACAAGGGCCUGCGACGGCAGCAGAAGGUUGACCAGAUCCGCAAGGAGUUUGAAAAGCAUCCGGAGAACCCGUUCAAUCAGGUCAACGCAAACUACAACAUGUCCAAGGAGGAGAUUGCAGCGCUGCGAGAGGCGGAGAAGGAGAAGAAGGAAAAGAGGCUUGUUGGUGUCAACUGA
Molecule: messenger RNA, 771 nt
Organism: Pyrenophora tritici-repentis Pt-1C-BFP
Lineage: Eukaryota; Fungi; Ascomycota; Dothideomycetes; Pleosporales; Pleosporaceae
Product: putative duf1014 domain-containing protein
Biological process (GO): transcription by RNA polymerase II
Cellular component (GO): nucleus
Molecular function (GO): transcription coactivator activity
Source: RefSeq, a predicted model, not a curated record